This is a messenger RNA of Ostrinia nubilalis (European corn borer), 6688 nucleotides long. RefSeq names its product zinc finger protein 271-like. Lineage: Eukaryota; Metazoa; Arthropoda; Insecta; Lepidoptera; Crambidae. The record is from RefSeq and is a predicted model, not a curated record. The coding region runs from base 93 to 3395 and encodes 1100 amino acids. Gene Ontology annotation, molecular function: RNA polymerase II cis-regulatory region sequence-specific DNA binding; DNA-binding transcription factor activity, RNA polymerase II-specific; zinc ion binding. Gene Ontology annotation, cellular component: nucleus. Gene Ontology annotation, biological process: regulation of transcription by RNA polymerase II. The transcript has 8 exons.
UUGGUUGCUUGCUUGCGAAUCUUGCGAUUGCUAAUAAUUGUAUGAAAAUAAGAUUGAUUUGAUUUGUGAUAUUUCUCCAAAAGCCAUACAGAAUGACUGAUCUCCUAUGUAGAAUAUGCCUGGCACGUGAUACUCGUAUGUGUACAACGUACAACACGCCACUGGAAGUGCUUUAUCAAAAAAUCACAAAUAUACCUCUUAAAACAAAAGACGGAAGGCCGCAUGUGGUGUGUUACGUCUGCUACCAUUUAUUAAGCAAGUGUCACAAAUUCAUUGAAAGUGCCGUUAAAACUGACAAAGUUCUUCAACAACUAUGUAGCAGUGGUAUACAGUUAACCAAGCAGCAUAUUGCAGCGAUAGACAAGGCUUUCUUACUCACACCAUUAACUAAGUCACGCGUUAUAAAUGUAAACGCAAUAAGCGAUUCAGACGGAGUCAGUAUAGAAGUGGCUGAAGUCAAGAGAGAAAUUGAAGAAGAUAAGCCUAUAUAUUAUGAGGUGGAAGUUGUUAAAGAAAAAGCUGAUUCUUUAGGUUUUGACGGCAUAAAUAAUACAGAACAUAGUUCAAAACAGUACGCUUGUACUAUCUGUGGUCAUUGCUUGCUCACCAAAGCUGAAGCUAGGAAGCACUACAAAUGGCAUGGCACCUCCGAAGAACCCUAUCUGGACUGUCUGAAUUAUUUGUUUGGCGCUCCACCAACUGUGGAAGUCACUAUGCAAGUUAUGCAACCUAUCACGGCGCCAAAUGACAGCAAAGAAGUAAUAAAGGCGCCAACUGACCACAAAGAAGCACUACCGGCGCCAACUGGCAGCAUACAAGCACUAACGGCGCCAACUGACAGCAAAGAAACACUAACGGCACAAACAGGCACCACACAAACAGCCACUGCACCAACUUACAACAUACAAGCGUUGACGGUGCCAACUGACCACAAAGAAUCACACGCGGCGCCAACUGACAGGAAUGAAUCACUAACGGCGCCAACUGACAGCAUACAAGUGGUGACGGCGCCAACUCAUAGCAGAGAAGUGCUGAAGUCUCCGCAAACUAUCAUAGCGUCCGACACUAGUCCAACGAAGAUUGAAAAUGAUGAAGAGAUGCCUCAGAAAGAAGAUAUGGACGAAAAAUCAAAUUUACCCGAAGAACUAAAAGAUGAAUCGCCAAAAAUUUACAAAAACGAAAAAGAAUUAAUGACAGAAAUGAAAAUAGACGUCUAUAAAAAAAUUGUGAAACCAAAGAAUAUAAUAAAGAAAAAAGAAGAAACUGCGAAACCAAAUAAUACAAUAAAGAAAGAAGAAAAAGCAACUAACAGUAAAGUGACUAUAAAAAAGAAAAAACUCACUAAAAACAUGAAACCAAAUAGAAAAAAUGAAACAAAAUUAACCGUUAGUAAUAAUUUAAGCGAAAACGAGGUAUAUCGUAACGUCCCAUUAUUUAAAUCGGAUGACCCGUUAGACACAAAUUAUAAAGAUAAUACACCAAAUACAGAUAAAUUAGACAGUUCAGACACGAAUAUGGACACGGAAGAUAUAGAACAAACUGAUAAAAAUGAAACGAAAAAUAUUACAGCAACAGAAAAAACAUUUCCAUGUGAUACUUGUAAAAAAGUCUCCCCAAGUAAUGCGAGGUUGAAACGCCAUAGACGUGUGCACACGGGAAAGAAACCAUUCUCAUGCGAACAUUGCUCGAAAACAUUCGCAGAAAAAUGUAACCUAAGUCGACAUUCCCGAAUCCAUUCCGGAGAAAAGCCAUUCGAGUGCGAUCUCUGCGGAAAAUGUUUCUCGAUUAAAACUCACUUGAGCGUUCACUUACUCACGCACAAUAAUUCUAGUAAAAAACAAACUAAAAGCACUGUGUCGUGCGAUGCUUGUGGAAAAAUAUACACGCACAAAAUGAAUUUAGCACGGCACAUUUCAACAAAGCACGCCAGGACACAUACAGGUGAAAAACCGUUCUCAUGUAACUAUUGCGAUUACAAGACUGCUGUAAAAUCAGCUUUAAUUAUACAUAUACGGAAACAUACAGGUGAAAAACCGUUCUCAUGUAACUAUUGCGAUUACAAGACUGCUGUAAAAUCAGCUUUAAUUAUACAUAUACGGACACAUACAGGUGAAAAACCGUUCUCAUGUAACUAUUGUCAUUACAAGACUGCUGUAAAAUCAGCUUUAAUUAGACAUAUACGGACACAUACAGGUGAAAAACCGUUCUCAUGUAACUUUUGCGAUUACAAGACUGCUGUACAAUCUCAUUUAAUUAGACAUAUACGGACACAUACAGGUGAAAAACCGUUCUCAUGUAACUAUUGCGAUUACAAGACUGCUGUACAAUCUCAUUUAAUUAGACAUAUACGGACACAUACAGGUGAAAAACCGUUCUCAUGUAACUAUUGCAAUUACAAGACUGCUGUACAAUCUAAUUUAAUUAGACAUAAUAUACGGACACAUACAGGUAAAAAGCCGUUCUCAUGUAACUAUUGUCAUUAUAAGACCACUCAAAAAUCAACUUUAAUUAAACACGAAAGGACACAUACAGGUGAAAAACCGUUCUCAUGUAACUAUUGUCAUUACAAGGCUGCUGUAAAAUCAGAUUUAAUUAAACAUAUACGGACACAUACAGGUGAAAAACCGUUCUCAUGUAACUAUUGUCAUUAUAAGACCACUCAAAAAUCAACUUUAAUUAAACACGAAAGGACACAUACAGGUGAAAAACCGUUCUCAUGUAACUAUUGUCAUUACAAGGCUGCUGUAAAAUCAGAUUUAAUUAAACAUAUACGGACACAUACAGGUGAAAAACCGUUCUCAUGUAACUAUUGCAAUUAUAAGACCACCGUAAAAUCAAGUUUAAUUAAACACGAAAGGACACAUACAGGUGAAAAACCGUUCUCAUGUAACUAUUGCCAUUACAAGACCGCAUCAAAAUGUAACUUAACUGCUCAUAUACGGACACAUAAAGGUGAAACACCGUUCUCAUGUAACUAUUGCCAUUACAAGACUGCAGUAAAAUCAGAUUUAAUUAGACAUAAUAAUAUACGGAGACAUACAGGUGAAAAACCGUUCUCAUGUAACUCUUGCCAUUAUAAGACCACCAUAAAAUCUACUUUAAUUAAACACGAAAAGACACAUACAGGUGAAAAACCGUUCUCAUGUAACUAUUGCCAUUAUAAGACCACUCAAAAAUCAACUUUAAUUACACACGAAAGGACACAUACAGGUGAAAAACCGUUCUCAUGUAACUAUUGUCAUUACAAGACUGCUAAAAAAGAUAAUUUAAUUAGACAUAUACGGACACAUACAGGUGAAAAACCGUUCUCAUGUAACUAUUGCCAUUAUAAGACUACUAAAAAAUCAACUUUAAUUAAACACGAAAGGACACAUACAGGUGAAAAACCGAUUUGAGGUAAACAGUCACUAUAGAAAAAAAAUCUUCAGUAAUUAUUUCAGUAGGUUGUAGGUAUAGUUAGUAGUAUAAAAGCAGUAAAAGAUGUAGCUAAAAGUCUUUGGUGUAAGUAGGUAGGUAUACUAUACAGGGUGGAAACGAUAAGUGAUCUCACUCGAUUAUUUCUAAACUAUACAAGAUAUCGAAAAAUUGAUUACUGAUCCUGAAAGUGCUUACCGCGUACGUGCUUACCCAGUUUUUGGAUAUCUUGUAUAGUUUUUAAUAUUAUGUGGUUUUACUAAAUGUAUGGAAGCUGGAAACAUUGAAUUUUCGGAUAGAUCCAUUUAUUUUGUAACCUAUUAUUGGUACCGUUGGAUAGAGCUCGGGAAGCACUUUCAGGAUCAGUAACCAGUUUUUGGAUAUCUUGUGUAGUUUAGAAAUAAUCGAGUGAGAUCACUUAUCGUUUCCACCCUGUAAAGGGAGGCACACAGAAAUAAGGCCUAAGUUACCAACAACGAGAACCGAACAUAGGACCACUUAAGGCAAUGUUAUACAGGGUGACUGGAACUGAACCCGCCAUAGAUAAUACGCGUAUAGAGGAGGUCAUUUGCUAAUUAUAGAACCUUACUUUCUAUAACUAAAGUUUUAUAGUUUAGGAGAUAUGUCAAUUUUUAUACAAUUUUUUAGAUUUUUCCGAAAUUUGACCUAAAAGCUGCUUAUUUUUUUUUCUCGCAUGAUUUUAACCGACUUUUUUAUUUGAUACUAAUAUCGAAUAAACUUUUAGUCAAAUAAAAUAAAUUUCAGAUCUAGAUUAUGAUUCAAUAACUAGUUACGAGCCGCCAAAAUCUAACAAAAGUAAAAACCACGAUAAAAAAUUGUACUUCGAAUUCGAUUGAAACAAAAAUUAAUGGUGAUAAUGGAUUGCCAAUGAUCAUAAAAAUAUCUCUAGCUUCUCCUCUUUCCAAUGAUAUAUCACACGUUGUAAUUAGAUAUUGAAAUUUGUCAAAAAUUCAAAGUUUAUGGAAGAAAAUGGAGUAAUAAUACAAAAAUUAUCCAUACAAAGUUGAUUUUGAAUUUUAAACUCUUUUCUUCAUAAUGUGAUCAUUUUUCAAGAAACAAACAAAAAUAGUUAUGAAAAGGAGUAUAACAGAAAAAAUGAGAUGUUUGAAGAAACUUUGUAUGGGUAAUUUUCGUAUUAUUACUACAUUUUCGUCCAUAAACUUUGAAUUUUUAAUAAAUUUCAAUAUCUAAUUACUACGUGUGAUAUAUCAUUGGAAAGAAGAGAAGGUAGAGAUAUUUUUAAGAUCAUUGGCAAUCCAUUAUCACUAUUAGGUUUUUUUUAAAUCGUAUUCAAACUUGAAUUUUUUAUCGUGGUUUGUACUUUUGUUGAACUUUGACGGCUCGAAACUAGUUAUUGAAUCAUAAUCUAGAUCUGAAAUUUAUUUUAUUUGACUAAAGGUUUAUUCGAUAUUAGUAUCAAAUAAAAAAAUCGGUUAAAAUCAUGCGAGAAAAAAAAAAGCAGCUUUUAGGUCAAAUUUCGGAAAAAUCUGAAAAAAGUAUAAAAAUUGACAUAUCUCCUAAACUAUAAAACUUUAGUCAUAGAAAGUAAGGUUCAAUAAUUAGCAAAUGACCUCCUCUAUACGCGUAUUAGCUAUGGCGGGUUCAGUUCCAGUCACCCUGUAUAGAAGGUAAGUAGGUACGUCAUAUUUUUCUUAGGUUCCGUUAUUACUAUUUUACACAAUACUUUGAGAAUAGUAACUGAGUAUUAUUUAUUUAUUUUUAACAGAGUUAUAAAGUUGCCUUUUUAAACUGUACUUUCUCAAUUAUUUAUUUAAUACUAGCUGACCCGGCGAACUUUGUUCCGUCUUAAUGGCAAUAAAUAAGCAGACUUUUUUUUAUUUUGAACGGGAUAAAAAGUAUCCUAUGUCCUUCUCCUGGCUCUAAACUACCUCCCUGACAAUUUUCAGCUAAAUCGGUUCAGCCGUUCUUGAGUUAUAAGUGGAGUAACUAACACGACUUUCUUUUAGUAUACAGGGUGGAAACGAUAAGUGAUCUCACCCGAUUAUUUCUAAACUAUACAAGAUAUCGAAAAACUGGUUACUGAUCUUGAAAGUGCUUCACGAGCUCUUUCAAACGGUGCUAAUAAUAGGUUUCAGAAUAAACUGGAACUAUCUGAAAAUUUAAUGUUUCCAGCUUCCAUACAUUUGGUAAAGUUACAUAAUUUUAAAAACUACACAAGAUAUCGUAAAACUGGUAACUGAUCCUAAAAGUGCUUCACGAGCUCUAUCCAACGGUAUCAAUAUCAAGUUACAGAAUAAACUGGAUCUAUUCUAAAAUUAAAUGUUUCCGUCUUCCAUACAUUUAGUACUAUCACAGUCAUGGCACUCAUCUCUUGAUAAUUUUAUAGCAAGUAAAGCCUAAAACUAAUGCUUUUCACAAAUAAUUUUAAAUAAGAUACAAGUUACGAGUUUAUUUAACCGCCUUUUUAAGUUUAUUAUUUAAGAAAAAAAUAAAUAACACUUUUAAUUUGUGUCGUCGGCAUACAUUUAGUAUGGAAGCUGGAAACAUUGAAUUUUGGGAUAGUUCCAGUUUAUUCUGUAACCUAUUAUUGGUACCGUUUGAAAGAGCUUGUGAAGCACUUUCAGGAUCAGUAACCAGUUUUUCGAUAUCUAUAUAUAUAAAAAUGAAACCCGUUUUCCGUUGUCACGACAUAACAUGAAAACGGGUUGACCGAUUUGGCUGAUUUUUUUUUUGUAGUUUUCUAAUACUCUGUACAAGGUUUUUACGGAAAAAAAUAUAAAGAAAAUCUCUACGCUAAGGCGGUACGAAGUUCGCCGGGUCAGCUAGUCUUGUAUAGUUUAGAAAUAAUCGAGUGACAUCACUUAUCGUUUCCACCCUGUAUAGAUAGAUUGACUUAAGUAUGUUAUUCUAAUGAUGGUAGUUCAUUCAUGAACAUGAUUUUGAAAUUACUUACAAUUUGAGACAAUAUUAUAGUUAUUAAUAGGUAUUUUACUAAACAAAAAAUACACUGAAAAAAUGUUUUGUUUGUAUUAAACACGAACUAUUUAUUACUAAUGAAGUCUUGAUUACCAACACAACAAUACCUAUUCUUUUAUGAUUGACCUAAAAUGUAUAUUUUCAAUUUUUUUUUGUAAUUCAUUCUACCACUAUAUUUUUUUUGUCUAUUAAUAUUUUAGGAGAAAAAUAAUUUUGAUUUUUAAUUGUUAUUGUGUUUAAAUUUUGUCCCUGUCUGCAUGAUAAAAAUAACAUUUAAGUAACUUAUCGCCUGAAUAAACUUUACUGAACUAAACAA